CUUUCAGGCCGUUGUCCCUUUCUCGCUCUCUUAUCGUAAGCAAAAAUGGUGUCCCUAAAGACACAGAAGCGGCUCGCCGCGUCCGUCAUGAAGUGCGGACAGCGCAAGGUUUGGAUUGACCCCAACGAAACCUCAGAGAUUUCCAACGCCAACUCUCGUCAGGGAGUGCGCAAGCUUAUCAAGGAUGGGCUUAUCAUCAAGAAACCCCAGGUAGUGCACUCGCGCUCGCGCGUCGCCUUGCGAACGGAAGCGAAGCGUAAGGGUAGACACUCCGGUGUAGGUAAGCGCAAGGGUACCCGCGAUGCCCGUUUGCCCACUAAGGUUCUAUGGAUCCGAAGAAUGAGGGUUUUGCGACACCUUCUGCGUAAAUAUCGUGAGGCCGGCAAGCUCGACAAGUACAUGUACCACGAGCUAUACCAGAAAUCAAAGGGUAAUCAGUUCAGGAACAAACGUGUGUUGAUGGAGUACAUCCACCGUAAGAAGGCCGAGGCCGCUCGUACCAACAUGUUGGCGUCACAGGCUGAGGCUCGUCGUAAUAAGGAUAAGGCUGCCCGUGAGCGUCGUGCUGCCCGUGUCGCUGAGCGCAAGGAAGCGAUGCUUGGUGCCAAGCCCGAGUAAUUCUAUUCUAAUAUACGUUGUAUUAAAGUUUGAAUUAGACUGCCGAUA
Molecule: messenger RNA, 666 nt
Organism: Sphaeroforma arctica JP610
Lineage: Eukaryota; Ichthyosporea; Ichthyophonida
Product: 60S ribosomal protein L19
Exons: 4
Coding region: 46-618 (190 amino acids)
Biological process (GO): translation
Cellular component (GO): ribosome; cytosolic large ribosomal subunit
Molecular function (GO): RNA binding; structural constituent of ribosome
Source: RefSeq, a predicted model, not a curated record